Trichoplusia ni (cabbage looper) is the source of this 2238-nucleotide messenger RNA. It is a transcript of the gene Poxm, whose product is annotated as paired box protein Pax-1-like. Bases 90 to 800 code for a protein of 236 amino acids. The transcript has 5 exons. Lineage: Eukaryota; Metazoa; Arthropoda; Insecta; Lepidoptera; Noctuidae. The record is from RefSeq and is a predicted model, not a curated record. Gene Ontology annotation, biological process: anatomical structure development; regulation of transcription by RNA polymerase II. Gene Ontology annotation, molecular function: RNA polymerase II cis-regulatory region sequence-specific DNA binding; DNA-binding transcription factor activity, RNA polymerase II-specific.
GCGCGGCGGCGGCGCGCGCGCACAUGUGGCGGCGGAGCGUCGCGCGGCGAACGUGAGUGCGUGUCCAUGUGAAGUGCAGUGCGGCGGACAUGAUGCUGGGCGGCAUGGACGGCAAGGAGUACGGCGCGCUGCACGCCGCAGCAGCCGCCGCGGGCUACUCGAUGGAUACCGACCCCAGUGGCGGGGGCAUGGGCAACCCUGGCGUGGCGGGCACCGGCACGCAGCAGUACGGGGAGGUCAACCAGCUCGGCGGCGUGUUCGUCAACGGGAGGCCGCUGCCCAACGCUGUGAGGCUGAGGAUAGUCGAGCUGGCGCAGCUUGGGAUCAGACCCUGCGACAUCAGCCGGCAGCUGCGGGUGUCGCACGGCUGCGUCUCCAAGAUCCUGGCCCGCUACCACGAGACCGGCUCCAUACUGCCGGGAGCCAUCGGAGGCUCCAAACCCAGAGUCACCACACCUAAGGUAGUAUCAUACAUAAAGCAACUAAAAGCGAAGGACCCGGGCAUCUUCGCGUGGGAGAUCCGCGACCGGCUGCUGGCGGACGGCGUGUGCGACAAGUACAACGUGCCGUCGGUGUCCAGCAUCAGCCGCAUCCUGCGCAACAAGCUGGGCGGCGGCGCGCUGUACCCCGUGCCGCCGCUCUACCCCGUGCCGCCGCAGCGCUGCUGGCCGCUGCACCAGCCCUACGACUACUAUGUCUAUUUACAAGGUCGUCAGCACACGGCGGGCAACCCUCACGCGCUGCCGCACCCGCACCAGCAGGCGCCGCCCCCGCACCAUGCGCACGCGCACGCGCUCUGACACGCGCGCCUCGCCACCAACCACGACCGGUGAGCGUGGCCACCACCACGCUGACGUGGUGACGCAGUGACGCUGUGACGAGGUGACGCGGUGACGCGGCGGCGGCAGGUGGAGCAACUGAUAGCGCGCGUCACGACUGAGAUUAAUAGACUUAGUUACUUAAUACGAGAGUACCGUCAAUAAAAAUAGACUAUUUAAUUUUGGGGGAAAUCCCAGUUGAUGCAGUGAUUCGGUGAUCCCAUGUGAAGUGCAGUGUGAGUGAUAUAAUUUUAAGCGACACAAACUGAUCUUCUAGUGAUAAUGUUUAUGAUAAUUGUUGAUAAAAGUAUUAUAUUGUAUAUACCUACGUUAUCGAUGUAAGAUAUAUAGCGGUUACUGUCGCGAGGUUUAAUAUUGCAGCUAUGCAGUUACUAAGACUUCCUGAUGAUGUUGUAUAACACCGAAUCUUUGUGUGAGCGUUGUGAAUUUAUUUAUUGUAAGGGUGAAUAGUUUAAUUAAUGAGAGUGAUUUAAUCUUUCCUUUUGGUAUUCAAAAUUUAGUAGUUGGUACGUAGUCGAGGCAACAUGUUUUUGAAUCUAUUACAUAACAAGUGCAGGGUAAAGUUAUGGAUGAAAGUAUUUUUAUCAAGGUGCCAAAAGUUAAACCGUCGGCAAUUUAUCUGCAGAAGAAGUUUCAACAAGAUUUUACAUUCAAUUAACGAUUUUAUAUUAAUAAAAUGAUCUGAUAAUGUUCAGCUAGUUGUGUAGAGUUGUAAUAUUAUACCUCGUGUGAUGUAGAUAUGUAUAAGCUAUGGUGUUCACCCGGCGGCGGCCGUCGGGAAUGGGUGCAAAGAUGUAAAUAUUCUAAAUAAAUACGAUGAAUGUACUUAUUCUGAUAGGAGAUAGCAUUUCAUUUGAUUAUCUUUUAUUACCAAACAGUUUGUGGUUUACAAAGUUAUCGUGAUUCGUUUCUGACGGUCAUUAGUCGAACUAUUGUAUUGCAUCAGUCUGAUAACUUAUUCAAAACAAUGAAUUGAUUAUUUUCGAUGUGUAAUUCCAUUUUAGAUAACUUAUUUCAUCUGGAGACGAUAUUAUGACAAAUGUUUUUCAAAAUAAGGCUAGUCUAUGUUUAACUCUGCUCAGAAACAGAAUAGAUUUUUUUAAACUAGCCAUCUACUUUAUAUGGUUACCGACCUGAUCGAGUACUCAUAGCUCUGUUCAUAACAAAGUCACAUAUUACGAUCAGCUGAUUAAUUGGCAAAAAAGCAUGGAUGUUGUGUUUAUUCGAAAUCUAUUCUGUUUUUGUUCAGUUGCACCGACAAAUUGUCUUCAAACUAUUAUAGAUACAUAUUUAUAAAACUAAACCUCUGUACAAACUAGAUGUUAAGUACGAGAUCAUUAUUUAAACCUUAGCUUUAUUGGUCAAAGUAUAAAAAAUAAAUUGGUUUGUUCUUAUAUUA